GAAAUAUGGCGAAGUAUGGCCACUUGUGAGAGUUUUGUUUAUCAUUGGAAAUUAUAAUGCGGAGAAACAGUAGACACGGCGAGGUUCCCUUGCCUGACGGAUGGGAGAAAGGUGUAGACUCAGCCGGUAGGACGUAUUUUAUCGACCAUGUAAACAAGAAAACUACAUGGAUAGAUCCUCGCGACAGGUACUAAAAUAUUCUGCCAUAUGUGAAAUGGAAUGCGUAGAAAUAUCGCAAUGAUAUUCCGCGUUUUCUAUGCUUUCCUCUCACGGCAAUACAUUUCAUUGCUUUAAUGUUAACAUGACAUAACGUAUCAUCAGUCUGUGUUGGUAUAGUUGGUUAAAAGUUUGAAAAUAGUUUUGUUUAUGUGGUUGAUUUUAUUAAACACUCAUCUGCUGUUCGAUGUAUUAUCUCUUGGAAAAUAUGUUUAAUUACGAAAAGUUCGUAUAUAGACAUGUACUUGGAAUAAAAGAACACAUAAACUCAGUUACUGUACUUAUAAACAACAUUUUGAAGUUUAAGUUUAGUUCAUAUUUUGUGUUGAAUUGAACUUGUGAGUGAAUUCUACAGGAAGUGUCGUUCAUUGUUAUUUAAAAAUAUUAUUCAGCAGGAAUCUUAGGAAUUAUAUUAUUUGAGAGCUUUAACGUAGGAUGUUUGUUCCUGCUAUAUACCUACAUGGUCUGUAAAUUCAUAUCGUGCUUAGGAAAUGAACCAUUUGAUGGUUUGCCAGUUGCUAAGGAAUAUAAUUUCGAAAAUAAUGGCCUGUAUGCAACUUUAUAUGCGAUUAUAAAGAUAAACGUUCAAUCUUCAUUGAGUAGAAAUCAUACUCAUUCAGACAAGAAUAACAUUCAAGUAAAAGAUAUACAGUAUAACAUAAUCUAGAAUUUACUUGAAGCAAGAUCAGACAUUAUUGUCAGUGUAUAUGACAACAUAAUACAUAUAUACAUGUUUUGAGGAAUGCAGUCUGAACAUAUUGAAUGAAAUAGAAGAUAGGUCUUUAUAUAAACCGGAAUAUUUUGCUGGUAUCAGGUCAAGGUUGAGUAGCCACAUCACAAUUAUGAUGUAAACUUAACCAAACUCUGUUUUCCCCUUUCCUUUUAUUAAGCACACUAUUCUACAUUUCUGAAAGCGUGUUAUUCUAAUGUCAGGAAAUAUUUCCCUGUCUAUAUUAUCAUUGUACAUGCAAGUACAGUAUUUCAGAAAAAUUCAUAACAACACUUUUGAUUUUAUUUAUACGACAGUGUUUUGGUUUUGUUUUGUUUGAAAUUGAAUCUAAAAUACUGCAUAGUGGGUAUAAAGUUAUCCCUCUGCAUUACUGGAAUGCAAUACAUAAUUGUGCUGACACAUGUGUUUUAAAUAUUGCUGGAACUUACUGUAGUAAAAUAUUCCUAAGCUCAGCAAAUUCCAGUAUUCCACCACACAACCCACAUGACAGGACAACACCACACAUUGUGUGGGUUGUAUGGUGUUGCCGUCUGUGUAAAAACUGCAAACAGUAAGAUACCGCGAUACCAUCAACACAUUUUGUGCAUUGAUAUUUGCACUGUUAAAGUAUGCAUGGUACAAAUGCUGCUACCACACUGAUUGUUUUCCAUGAUCCUGAAAUCAAGUUUCAUUAUUAAAUUAGUAUAUAAAUUUGACAGAUGUCAUGAUCUUUAGUUUAAUGCACAUGUUGAAAUAUUUUGUAUUUCUAUGUAUACUGCAUGUCAAUGUAGUUACCAACUUGUACAGCAAGUGAGAAGCUCAAAUAGUUAAGAAAUUGAUAAGGGAUGAUAAAAAGUCAGUAGAGAAAAGAGAAACUAAUUAUGUACAAAAUCACCCAAUCAAAUAUUCAGGUUCAAAAUUCCUCUUCCUUAUUAUAGCUUUCCAUUCUCUGAUGCCACAAAAAUCAAUGACAAAAACACUGAGACUUGCUCAAAUUAGAUUAAACUUUGUUGAAUUUUCAAAUUAACAUUGCUGAUUUAAAGUCUGUAUUUUCAUCGUUACUGGUUAUUUCAUAUUUUCACAAAAUACUUGUACAGACAAAUCAUUUGUAUUCAAUUAGAUACAUUCAGUUUGCUUAUCCUACUUUCAUAGGUUGACAAAGCCCCAGACAUUUGCAGACUGUGUUGCUGAUGGUAAGUAUAAUUUAAAAUGCUUUUCAAUCAAAAUUGUUGAAAUCAAAUAGUUUUGGGUCCAAAUUAUGCAACCAGCUGCUUGAUCUCAGCAGGUUGUUUCGUACACAUGGCUCCUAUUUGGGCUAAAAUUAACCACAAAGUGCUAAAAAUAUUUACGCAUAUAAACACCCCCAAUUCUCUUGCAGACAAAUAUUUUGUUUUAUUACACAUAUUAUGAUAUGAUAUUUGUUAUUUUUGAAGGAAUUUGUGAUAUAUAAACAUGUAUUUAUUUUGCUGUAGAUCAUGAUGGCAUUGUACAGUAUGCCUGAUGUCUGUACAUACAUCUUGUUAUUCUGUGCAGUGUCUGCAUAAUAAACAUAACUGCUUCCCUCUUAAACUGCCUCUAGAAUAUUUUUACUCCCCCUUAUGACUGCAAUUAAUUUAAUACUUUAUCCAAGAGAUUCUUAAGCUGCAUAGAACACACUAGAACUAAAUAUUAUUCAAGUCCUUGAGAAAAGUUUGAAAUAAAUGUUGAACACUUGAAUUGCACUCAAUUAGGUUAAUUGCACAUAAGCAGGAAAGUGUAAAGUACAAACUACUGAUAAUUGAAGUAUUUCCUUAUUAGAUCAAAUAUUCUAUGGUUUCUAUGAUACUUUGUGUACUAUUGAUUGAAUAAAAUAUAUUGGAAAGAUGAUAUGCUGAUGUUUUGAAACAUGACAUACAACAUGCACUUAGCCUUCCUGCUUAUUUGUACAUUUGUUAGCAACAUUGUUUGAGCCAAUAUUUUCAAGAAGUAUGUACAAUUGACUUGCAUUUUGCAUAAUUUAAUUAACAACAUUACCCAUCUUAUAUUAAUACAGGUAAUAUUAAUUAAUUUACUAAUGUAUGAUACUGUAUAUGUAACUUAAACUAAUUUUUACUAAUGUAUGAUACUGUAUAUGUAACUUAAACUCAGCCUGACUUGCUUGUAUCAAAACGGUAAUUGUUUUCAUGACUAUGUUCACAAAUGUGAAAUAAUGCAUGUGAAGGUUUCAUGUAUUAUUAUCACAAAGAGCAAUGAUAAGAGAUUAAUAACUAUAGAUUACUUUUAUAGCAUUAGCUCAUUUACAUGGUGCAUAAAGGUUAUUAAAUUUCAAGGUUGAUUACCUGCAUAUAGAAUUAGAAUAACCGCACCAUGUGGUCCAAAAUUAUGCUUGCCAUCAUUCAGUAAAUAUCCAGUUUUAAAUAAAUAAAGUGAGAAAUGAAUUCAAUUUUUACAGAAUUGCCCUAUGGCUGGGAAGAAAUUAAGGAUCCACAUCAUGGAGGAAGCAUAUACAUUGAUCAUAACACUGGUAAGGAUUGUGAUAUUAGUUUUAAGACAUUGCCAUAUAUGAUGAAUGCAGAUAUCCAAAGUAAAAAGUACAAUAUUGCAUUGACAAUAUAAAGUUAUCUCAAGCAGGAAUUGAAACUGUAUAUUCAAAUUGAAUUCCUCACAAGAACCUAAAGGUAUGUUUACAAGCUGCAAUUUGUUGUUUAUGAUUUGCAUUCUGGCAUAUACUAUCAAAUAGGCAUGCAUGGAGUGGUUUGCCAUUUCAUGUUUCACCAUGAACUAAAUGAAGAGGAAUUGUGUCCUCAGCAGUAAUUUCCAUAUGCCAGAAUACAAAUUAUACAAGACAAAUCACAGCAUGUAAAACUACCAUAACUGGAUUGAUAGCUCAAUUGGUUUGGUCAUAGUUAAUAGAGGACAGGUUUGGUACCAGUCUUAACCUGGUUGACUAUGUUAACAAUUUGCAAACUGCACAAGGAAAGUGCACAGCAACAAGUGAGGUCUGAGUGAAUUUAGAGAAGUAAAACACAACACAGUACUACUGUGUAUAUGUUCUGCAGUAUUUACAUCACUAAAGCCCAGGUCACACUACACAGCAAUAAUGAUACAAUAACUUAUAAACAUGUGCUGAUUGGUCAAAAAAUUUAUCAUUAUCGUCCGACUGGACAAAAUGACUUGGGUGAGUAAUUUUAAAAUGGUUAUUGUUAUUGUAUCAUUGUAGUGUGACCAGACCUUUAAUCACUAUUUCACAUCACUUUUGCUGCACAGUUUGCCAUCCAGGAAUGGCUGACAAGGCCUGGUUGCUUGAUGUGAGAAAGCUAAUUUUAUAGCUUAUAACAAUGUGACAUUUCAUUGCAAGGCCACUCCAACUUGGUUUCUCAUCCAGGCUUUCUUUAUGAAUGUAGGUGGGCAGGAGGUCUGUUAUCAUUAUUGAUUAUUGAGAAUACAAAAAGUAAUACUAUAAUUUUGCUAUCAUGAUAUCAUUUGAACUCAGGGUUUGCCAUUAAUGUAGAAAAUCUUGCAGUAUCCACUACAAUACAAAUUUACAUAAAUAGUCGUUCAUUAGAGAUCCUGUGGACAAAAUCUUAUAAACAACCCACACUGGCAUUUCCAUAUACCUGAGAUCAGGAUUUAAUAUCAAUGAUGGAUGGAACAAGUCAUAAUUUAAAUAUUUUCCUGUAAUCCCAAAAGGCCAAUAUUUUACCAAAAAUUCAAAUAAUGUAAAUAAGAUAUGAAUCAUGAGAUUGAGGAAAUCACGCACCCUCUUCUUGGUAAUCUUGGAGACGAAGGCUGUGGACGGCAACUACAUAUAAAGUCUAUUAUGUGGAAUGGUCAACUAAUAAAAUGAUUCAAUUAUAGUUUAUGUAAAUGACAUGUAUGGUAGAUAAGUAUAAUUACCUUUUAAUUAUUUUGUAAUUCUAUAACUUUUGUUCUGAGACCGGAUUUUUACUUUAAGUAAAAUCGAAAUGUUCAUGUAAUAUCUUUAAGAAUGUUAAUUCUUUAUCCUCAAUAGCCUCAGUGGCUAAGGAGAUUAACAUACCAAUUGUCUAAUCUGUCAAUAACAAGCAGAGAUUACACCUAAGUCACUAAAUACCUCGUUCCCAGGCUUGUUGUUGUUGUGGAAUUGGCAUGUUGCUUUGUUUGCUGCUGUUAUGCAUGUCAUAAUAAAUUUUAAUAAAUUAUAAUAAAUGAAUAAGCAUAAACUAAGGUACGGUAUGUAUGUUAAUCACUUGUUUUUGAGUGAUCUCAUGCCAAUAUGCCUACACGUUUCGUGACCUCAAGCCUGAGAUCUCCAACAUGCAGUACAUGGAAUGCAGUCUGGCUAGAGCUGCUCCUGAUUGAUGAACUAAUCAAUUUUUUUUGUGAUUUUUGACAAUCGAUUAUUCUUAACGAUAAUCGAAUCAACAGAACAGCCGUGCAUAGCAUGAUACUUGGAUAACUUUCUUUUCCAAUUGAGAAAAAUCACCUACCAAAUCUACUACUACUAGCGCUCCCAUUGGCUGUCAUAUAAAAACUUUAACACAUGCCCUCCUUCCUGGAAGCGACAUUAACCACUGUGAAUGUGUCUAUAUUUAUUCAAUACGAUUAAUCGAUUGUUCAUGACAAUCGGUUACGCUAAUGGAAGCAGUUCUGGCUCAAUGCGGGUCUGGUAGUUACAAUGUUAUUGAAAAUUGUUUCCAGAAAAUAUGCAGAUGGAAGAUCCAAGAAAACAGUGGCAGAUAGAGCAGGAGAAAAUGUUGAAAGAUUACCUGAUGGUUUCACAACAUAAUCUUCAAGUAUGUACUUUUACUUCAAAUAUUAUUCCUCAUGUCGUUGUCUAGUUUCUGUGACGUGUAUCAGAUUAUCCGUGCCUGAUAAUACUUGUCUGAUAACUGCAGUGUUUUUUAUAUUCCUUAAACUCAACUGUACAUUUUACUGUAUUGGUAUAAUAUACUGUACUCCAUUGGUUUAUAUUCUGCUCUACUGGAGUCGCUUGUACAAAUAUCCACCGAAUAGGCGAAUAGGGAUUGAUAAAAAAGGUUGCAAAAAUCCCUGUCAGGUGGAUAGCACUUUCCAGCCUUCGUAUAACCGGUCCCUAUAGUUUAUUUUUAUGCUAUUGUAAUUGUCUUUGUAUUGUACUGCAUUUUGUGUUUUGUACACUCUUUGUGUUAUGCAUGCUGUAGCUUUUGUGUUUUGCUAUUUGGUAAUUUUUUCUGUUCGACUUUUCGUUUUCAACAAAGCCUAUAGAGAAGGAAGGGUUUGUUAUGAAACAUUCUAAUCAGUAAUUUAGUAAUCAUGUUGCUUUUAUACCUAUAGGCUAAACAAGAUGUGUUAAAUAUGAAACAAAAACGACUUCAUUUGGCUGAAGAAGAGGUAGACUAAUUAUUCCAGACAUUUACUCUCAGUGGCGGACACUUCGCGAAAUAGGGGGGGGGGGGGCGAAUUAGGUUGCCAACAUAUGACCACCUUUCAGUAGGUGGAAUUCUUAAUUUUCAAAACUUUUUUGCCUUAAGAUUCAUGCAAUAGUUAGCUUAAUUUUUAGCCUAAUAAUGCGUUCAUGGUUGAAAAAUUAUUGUUACAGCUUGGUUACACAGUUAUUCAGCUAUCACUCAAAGGCUUUCAGAAAUCAUUGGAGGGGUUCGGUAGGUUCCCCCCAGAAAGUAUUGGAGGGGGCGGGAGGUUGUCGCGACCCCCUCACGAGUCCUCCCUAGUGUCCGCCACUGUUUACUCUCUCUAUAGAGAGUAAUAUUGAAAUUCACUCUUGUCACUGUUUUCUUUUAGUAUACGUAUUUGAUGACCAAACUGGCAGGCAAGAAUGGCCAACAUGUUCGUGGCAAUUCACCAGCUGUACCUGUAAAACCAAUCACAACUGAGCGCACAGUUGUUACAAAUAUGUGUGCUGCUGAAGACAGAAGUGAUUGUGGUCAGGAUGAACUGAGUGAACAGAUUGCAAACUCACGAUUUAGAGUAAGUGACUCUAAGGCUACAUACAUCCACACUAAUCCGUAUCGUUUUCGUAUCGUUCUCCGUUCACAAGGGAGCAAAGAGUAAUGGUUUAAUUACCUCAUAGGACAACGCUACGAGAACGGCCGGACUAGUGUGGACGUAGCCUAAAAACUGCUCCAUACUCAUGUAAUAGUCGCGAGUAUAAAGUAUGAUAGGCAGGCAGAAAAUUCUACUUGACCACGACUGGGGAUUGAACCCGCGACCUUUAGAAAUUCCGAAAUGUCAUUAAACAGCAUCGUCCCUAACUCAGAGUGAGACGGUAGAGCAAUAAGAGCAUUGCUCUAGAAAAUGCGAUGGUAGCCGGUUUGAUUCCCUGCCGUGGUCAAGGGUACAUAUUAUGACCAUGAUACAGUAUAUAGGCUACUUUUACAGGAAACUACAUGUAUAUCAAUUCGAUUGCAGGUUUGUGGCAGUGUAGGUAGUUCAAUAAUAACAAACGUCGGUUGAUAGGAAUGCAACUACCUGGAAAAUACAAGGAGAAAUACAACGUUUCGAGCGACGGCUCUUCGUUGGGAAGUAAGUUACUUCCCGCGACGAAGGGGCUUAGCUAGUCGAAACGUCGAAGUUCUCUUUGUAUUUUUCAGGUAGUUGCAUCCCUAUCAAUGAUGUAUACUAUCAACAUAUGGUGCUGUAGUUUGUUCGAUAUCCGCAAUUUCAUUAUUUUGAUAGUUCACUUUCAUGCUCUUAAGGUUGCGAGGCUGAAAGAGGAUAUAGCCAACGUUCACGAGGAGAUUAUAUAUCAACAAUCUGGUGUUAAGAGGUUGGAAAAGUUUGAUGAAAUACUAAGAACGGAAAAUAGUAAUCUUGAAGCACAAAUUGGUCGCGUGAAUGAGUUGAAAAAUAUUGAACAAAGUGUAGACAGUGAAGAAAAACAACGUCAGAAACUUAUCCAAGAUCUCAUUGUACUGAAAAAGAAAUUUUUAUUUCAGUCUGGCAGCGAGGAGUCUGGGUCAGAAAAGGUUUGUUUAUAGUAUUUAUUUUGCAUGCAUAAAGUUUACAAUGUCAAGGCCAUGUUUCACGUUUCAACCGAUUCCUGUAGCAAUUCAAUCUCAGACACAGAUCGAGUGUGUGAGUUUAAGACACAGCAUGACCAUGAAAAGAACAAAAGAGAAGGAAAAGUAUACGAGUGAAAAGGAGGCCAUGCUAGUUCCGCAAGUUCUUCUCUGUAUAGCAUGUACAGUGUCCCUGAUCCGAGCAGCGUUACGUGUUUCUCUGGGUGUCCUGGUUAAACGCAUGCUAGACUCGCUAUACAGUAUACAGCUAUUUCAAUUGUCCACGAGCAAAGCGGAAAAGUCGAAUACGAGCGCGCGAAAGGCUGCUGGGAAUCGCUAUCAAAUUAAUGAAUUUUCAAAGCAGUUCCCAGCAGCCUUUCGCGCUCGUAUUCGACUUUUCCGCUUUGCUCGUGGACAACCUUAAUUGAAAUAGCUGUAUACUACGAGGCCAUAUAUCACAUAUACCCUCAAAUAACCCCAAAUAAAAAAUAAAAUAACAGGUCUAAUUUUACUAGAAAAACGAGCUUAACCCAAAUAUUGUUAUUUUUCUGAUCUUCUAAUUACAAAUCUGCAUUGCGGCAAUUGCGCAUUAUACAAUUAAUGAUGUCUUGUUUUGACUUUGGAACAAGUUUAUGUAACGGUCAAAACGUUUUCUGAAAAAAAUUUUUUUGUGAAAGUAUAAGCUACAUUUCUACAACUCUGUAUUUUUAACUUUACUUUUUGUCCAUGCUUUUCAAAAUCCUAUUUCAAAAUGUGUGAGAGGUCUAGAAUUCCUCAGUUCUCAUGCGGAUUGUGCGAUUAUGGUUUUUGUUUCACUAUGUCAUUACGUAAAAAUUCUGUUUGUAUUCACGUUGCCAAUUCAAGAGUUCGGUGACACCAUGAAUAUAAAAAAUUUAAAGAUUGGAGAAUUUUGGGAUUUUUCAAAGCUACCAUGCCGUGAGAAAAGAGGUUCACUCAGGGGGCUAGCUUGGUCUGUCACCUUUAAACCUGAUCCCAAAAUAUUUCACAUUUGGAGAAAGAUUUUACUGUAUAUUUAGAGUUUGGCAUGACUCAUGAGGCAAAUUGUGUAUAUGAUCGUUAAAUGUUAAAGACGUAUUAAGUCGUUAAAGAAAAUAAUUAUUGAAUGUGACUAUGAUAAUUAGUUGGGUUUUAAUGGAAAAGAAUUCAGGCAAUUUUUAUGACACUGUAAUCGUAUACUUUGAUUUAAAUUAAUAUUUCCUGACUGGAAUUUUCAGUUUCGAAAGUCCGUCGAAAAUAGCGUACAAGAAUGCGGACAAAACGUGGCGCAUAUUCCGAUAACUCAAUUCGGAAGAAUGGUGACGAAAUUCGAGUCCAGUCGACGCGUUUUUUUUUCCUGCGGCUGUGGGUGAAGUUAUUUAUGGAAUGCGAGUAAAUAUACUUGAAAUUGAGACACGUUCAAGGGGGGUACGAUUUCACUAAAAGACUGUUUGUCUUUUAAUAGCAGCAAUAAUAGUAUUCAAAACAUUUUUCAGAAUUUUUUGUAAGCCUAUAUGUUUCCUGUUAUAGAGAUUAAGAGUUAUUUCUUGGUUGUUCACUGUAGGGAAGUUUGUCUAAAUUGAGUAGUGAGUGUGGUGGAUCGGAUAUAUCAUUAUCUCGCUCAUAUUCUGACCUCAGUCGACGUCAGGUGGAGGUAGAAUACGAACAAACCUUGGCAAAAAUCACUCAACUGCAAAAUGAACUUGAUAAUAUCGAACAAAAGUUAAUGAGUGUGAAUACGCAAGAUUACGUUCUUCUCAUAAACGAAAGAGAAGAGCUUCUGCAACAGUUAAAAAGAUCAUCGAGUAUUGAACUGGACUUACAGAGAAAGGUAUGUAAUACUAUGUAUAUAAUCGUGAAUGGUCUGGGCCAGUGUAUAUAGAUAUAGUGCCAAGAAUAAGAGAGCUUCGCAUUGAUAGGGAUACAGCUACCUGACAAAUGCAGAGAGAACUUCAAAAUUUCACACUCGAAGUUCUUCUUGUAUUUUCAGGUAGUUCUAUAGUUCUUUUCUACCAAUCCGAAGCUUUCUUAAUAAUAUAUGUAUACAUGAUAUCGCGCUGUGAUGCAUGCCGCUGUAUUGGAACAUUGGUAUGUAUUUGUCAUUCCGUAGAGUUAGAAAGGGUGUUUAGUUCCAAUGUAGGAUGAGAAAUAUUCACGAGCUUGCUUGAAGGAUCUAAUUCAGGAUAUACUAUAUUUAUAUAUAAACUACUUCGAUGUUUCCAGAGAAGGCUCUUCGUCUUCGAAGUUAGGGCGCUUUCCAUUAACUCGGCCAGACCGGUCAAAUUGUUGUUGAAUGGAACACCAAACGUUUGGGCUUCGGACCGAUCGGACUGGAAAAUUUUGAUGAAAUUAGAAGGAGGACCAUUAAUACAUAUCCUAGAUAUUUGAGAAACUUUAGGCCAGAUCUGGCCAUUAAAUGGAAAGCGCCCUUAGAGAGACAAGUCGAAGGCACAAGCGAAGAGCCUUCGGGUUCGUGUGGAUGUUAGACGAAGAGCUCGAUCCUCUACCAACCUUGUGAGAAAAUAUAGAAAGCGUGCCGUUGACCAUUUCUACGGUAGUUCUGGCAUUUGUAAUUUAAUGAUAUGAACGAUAUGAUAGGAUUAAACGAUAUGACUCAGCAAGAGAUGCAGUAAAUCAUCCUUGGUACUUACUAAUAUUGAAAUGCUGGCAGAUUAAUUAAAAUUUCGUGGUGAGAAAAAGGAUGCAAUCAGUGUUUUAUUUCAGCAUGAUUCCUGUAUCAUUGCCAGUGACAUUCUAUAUCCGAUAAACUUGUAAAGAAUUAAUGAUCAUUUGCCGAAAACUAUAAAAUGCUUGAAUAACUCAAUAACUGCGUAAUAGCCAGGCAUACCAAAGAAAUUAAAACUGUACAUAUGUUCAUUAACCUUGUUCUCUAAUUGUAUAAGCCUAAAUGAAUAUACAUUGCCUUUUCCUUGUAUAUAAUAUCCAGGUAAGCAAUAUAUGGAUAUUUUUACAUAUGUUUUUUUUAAAUAUUACUUGUGAUGUAUAACCUUUUUCAGUUAAAACAACUUCUUCCUUCUUAACAAAACCUUUUUGAAGUUUUGGAAUAUUUUAUGCGUUCAAACGUUCUCAACAAUGUUGGUCCAUUAUCAUGCAACAAUGUUGAAAUAUUUGUGUAACUGCUUAUUUUUUGUAUCUUUAAAUCUAAUAAUAUUGAUAAAAUCAUAGGAUCAGUUAUCUAAAUUGAAUACAUAUGUUUUAAAAUAUUUGUGAAAAAACCCAGUUAAUUAAUAAUUGAAAAUUGUUGGCUACUGUUGGGCAAACAUUGUUGUGUCCGUUUGAGCGGAAGCCUUUAAAAAUCGGAAACCUAACUGAAAAAUUAAGCGUAAAAUGAAACUGAUACAGUGUAUGCUGGAUUCAGUGUAUACUGUAUCGGCAAAUCGAAAAUGUGGAAUGUAAAAUAUUAUAAUAAAUGAUAAUUUAUAGAUACAAUUCGUGUUAAUUAGGAAAUGUUUUUCAUAUUUUGUCUAAAGAAUAAACAUUUCAUGGUGUGUUGACAAGUUGUUGUUUCAGCUCAAGUCGUUUAUAGUUGUUUAUCAUUUCACAAAUGAGUGUUUGGUUUUUCUGGUGCAUUUCACGAGUCAAAUUGCGUCAAAAGCGACAUAAACAUAGCUUAUGGAAUUUCCGCUAUGCGCGAGAACUUGGCAUUGCUUUCUUUUGAUUGCUAGGCAACGCAGUUCUUAAUCACCAUGAAUGUUAUGAAUUUAUAAAGCUGUUAUUACCUCCUGGCAAUAUCUGUCCACAUCAGGACAAAAGUCUCUUACCGUUUACAACAUGCGCAGUAACUAUUAAAACAAGUUGAGAUGUUUAUUUAUGUAAAUGUAAUUAUAUUGUAGUAUCCCUAAUAUUGUAAUGUGGCAUAGACACAACUGAUUGCAGUUCUUUCUAUAGUAAUAUUCACAAUGUGGCCACAAUAUACUGGUUUAUCUUCCAAUACAUCUGUCAUUGCAAAUUAAUGAAUUGAUACGUGACUUGUACAGUCCAAAAGCUACGUCAAAAUUAUUGUACCAUGAAAACCUCAAGUCUUCAGUGAGAACUCAGUAAAAGACUAUUAUAGUUCAAGAACUUGUAGUAUACAGUAUAUAGACAAUAAACGAAAACCUGUUUUAGACUGAUAUAAUAAGAUUCACUAUUGACUCAUUAUUGUACGCUAUAGCAAAUUUGGCGGAAACUACGAGUUGCCCAUUUCCGUAGGCGUAGUAGAUUUUGUUUUCAAGUAUUCACUAUUCACGUCAGUAUUCACCAAAUUCCAACGUCAUAAUAAGUUUUGCUCUUUUUGAUAUAGAUGUAUUUGGACGUAGAAAUGGCAAAGAUAUCUGAAGAAUUAGAACUGGCCAAGAUGGAUUAUGAAACAGUUGUCAGGGAGAGAUAUCUGUUAGAAGAUCAUAAGAAUUCAUUGGUUAAACGUCUGGCAGAAGACAUGAAAAGAAGUAAAUUAUUGACUGCUCAUUUACGAAAGUAAGUAGUUGAACUUGUAUAUCUUCAUGGUGACCAAAAUCAACCAAUACUAAAUAAAUGUCAGUGCCAUGCCAAAACACAAUGAAGAGUGCUAAAUACCAUGGAGGGGUGUUGGUAAUAGAGAAGAUACAUCUACGAUUUCUUGGAAUUUUUUUCCAAAUGAAUGGACCCUAUAGUAUAGAAAUCCAUUUUCGUUCUGAUCUGAUACCGUGUUAAUAUGGAUACCGGAUUUUCGCUCUCGUGAUUAGAGUAUUAUUUUCAUUGUAUGGAAUCUCAUUGCAUGAAAUAUGCACGGGAUGCAUUUUGUAUGAAACGGUCCACAAAAUUUGGCCAUGAUUGUGUUUCACUGAACUCUUAGAAAAGCUUUUUCUCUCCGUAUUUAGUCUCUUCUUAACAACUAUCUCCUUCAUAUUUAGCAUGUCUGGCAGUGUUCAUUCAGUGUCCUCAUGUAACAGUUCAAGUCGAGGCUCGUUAAAUUCCAGUCGUGGAGCUCAAAGUCGCGAGUCUUUAUCAUCAAGUCGAGGCUCUAUGUCAUCUGUCAGUCAGAAUGACAGCAGAACUGGACAACAUGGACCUAACUUUCGAGAGUUACAUCAACGUGUUAGUGAUAUACUCCAGGAAAUAUCGUCUACAUCAACUCAAUCAUCACAAACCACAACUCCACAAGCAGCAAGUUCUCAAAGAUCGUCCUCUUCUAAAGACUCUCUAUCAAUGUCAUCCGUAUCACCCCCGAACUCACCAGGAUCAUAUAACCCCUCCCCCAGGAAUUCAGACUUAGCUCUAAAUACUUCCAGAGUGCAUAGCGAGUUAACUCCGUCUUACACUGACAAUAUCAUGAAUGAACGAACCCCAGCAAAUCCUGAUGCACUAACUUUACAAUUAAAUCGUUUUCGUUUUGGGAAUGAUGUCACUACUGCAUUGUCACCAAUAACUGAAGGUAUUCCAUCGAAAAGUCACACUGCCAAUAAAGGAGUGUCCGCUGCAGUUUCAGAUGAAAGUGUUGCUGCAGAUAGUGGCGUGUUUGUAUCUUCCAUGGAAAACUUACGACGUCAGAACAGUAUGAGAUCAAGUGGACAAUGUAGUGAUGAUGAUGGAAUAGAGGCACCACAAAUAAAGAUUGGUUUAGGUUAUGUAGAAGAGAAAGAACAAUUAUUAGUUUGUAUUGAUGAAGCAUGUAGUUUACGUUUACUUGGUUGUUAUGAUGGAUGUGGUGUACGAGCUAGAGUAUGUGUAUUACCCUCUGCUGGUGAUGAUUCUGUAUAUACAACUACUGUGUGUAAAGAUCUACGUCGACCCAUAUUCAGCGAACAGUUUUUUGUUUCUCUACCAAAGGUAACUUUAUUUUAGUACAUGUUUAAUCCGAAUAAACCACCCGCUAAAAAUAUCCCUGGAGCAUAGCAGCAAAUAAUAUUUUUGUUUUUGGGAUCCUAAAUUUUGGGGUCAAAGCUUUCUGCCAUAUUAUGUAAUAUUCUUGCUAAUAAAUUAUUUUCUGUGCCUGUUGGCAUUAUGCAAUGCCCUAAAAUGUUCUUCCAGCUAAGCCAGAUCUGAAAAUUUCUGGGAUCCUAGAUGCCAGGAUCCACCAUUAUUUCCUGCUAUGCCAUGCAAGAAAGAAGUAUAAAUGCGGGGUUGCAUAUUUUCUAAAAGUAAAAUGUAAUCUUGUUGUGUUCAGGUGACGCUGUCAUGCAGGUCAUUACGAGUUGACGUUUGGUUAAUUGACGAGAAGAGAAAUGAGUCGAUCUUGGUGAGUUGUAAAAUUACCGCAUACCAUUUAACGUGUAAUGUUCGCACAAAUCUAAUUCUUGUAUUGUAUUAAUUUUCAGGGAGGUUGUCAGAUAGGUUUAGAAGAUUUCAAUAUCUAUUCACCUGUAACCUUCAGAUGGUUUAAUCUCCUUAGUUCAACUGUAAGUAAUUGCAAACGUUUUGUUUUUGUGUUUUUGAUUGGGGAAUUUCAAACCAUGUCAAACGGCACCAAUAUUAAACAAUUAUAAAACGUAUCAAUGUUUUGUUUCUUGUCUUCAGUAUUUCUUAACCGCAAUGGCGAAACAACACGGCUAUAUUCCUCCAAGUACGGCGUACGAAAACUUAAGAUCCAGACCGAAAUCAUGGGUAUGUCACAUUGUGUGUGUCUUUAUGGUCUUGCACGGCUUGGGAUUUCAUGACACUUUUCUAAAUGUUUGACUUGUGGUGUAAUCUUUUUCAAGGGCGGAGAUGUUUUGAAUGCAGCGAUUUCAAGUGGUAAAAUGUUUUGUGAAGGUUCAUUAAGUCAGGAGGAUGGUCUUAACAAAUCAUGUGCUGCUACAACGUUCAGUCACGUUAAACAACAGUCACGCAUGCGUAGUAACGAUUCUCUGAGCAGUGUACAAAGUCAAGAAAGCGGAGUAGAGAAAGACAGUAGAUCACAGAGUUCUAGCUCUUUGUUGGAGAAAAUGUCUCAAGCAAUAGCAAAAAGGAAGAAUUCAGAUCCGAAAGCUGAAGUUGAUGGCAUUAAGGUGAGUGGUUCUUUUCAAGCAUUUUAUUGAUAUACAUAUGUCAAGUUCUGUUGUAACGUUUUGUAAAUUUUUUUACAAACAUGGGAAUUUCGGUUUGCGGAGAUUUUUCGAACCUGCGUUGGAAUGGCUCGAAACUAUUACAAAAGUGUAGAAAAGCCGAUUAAAGUUAAAGCCGAGAUUACGCUUCAAAAACGUAAAAAUUCACUGUGUUGCUUGCGCGGGUGGAUAAAUAAUUUUCUCCGAAAGAUUGCCCUAUUGCACAAGGUUGCAUGUACUGUACUAGCAGGGAACCCAGCCCCUUUUGUUUUCAUUGUUUCGUGUUACUGUUGUCUGUCAUAAUAAUCACAGAAAUGAAUAAAAUGUUUUGGAUCCAACUGAUCAGAUGUUUUUGUUUACCUAGUGUGAAGAAGGUCCAAUCCCAUGGAAUCCAACCAUGACAGAAUUUCAAAGACGUCAAAUCACUGUCAGUCGCAGUAACUCUGAUUGCACAGCAAAACGAAUGGCAGGAAACUCAACGAACCAUUUCAUUCGGCAAUAUGUUGAUAGGACCAGCUUCAGACGAAAGUCGGUAAGUGUUUAUACAAGUCCGUUUAAAAACCCAGAAAACAGAAAUUAAUAAAAAGAUUAAAAAAAGUAAAAGGUCUUGGCAAAAGGUCGUAUUUUUUUAAUAGAUAAUAUGUUUACAGUGUAAAACUGUAUCAUGAUUAAUAAUCUUGGUAGUCUUACAACAGCUUCAAAUCUUCCCCGUUCGUCUUUUAAUACUUUUCUCUCUUAAAUAUUUAAAUAUUUAAAAUAUUUCUCUACCACAGCGACCUGUAUCAUGGCAACCACCGCCAUCUUGGAUACAAGGUAGCUCAGUCCCAAGUCAACAGUUACCUCCUCAAGGCAACGAUUAUCUUGGUGGCAGUAGGACAUCUUUGGAUGUUGAACUUGAACUAGAGGCAUCGAAAGCUAAACAGGUAAGGUUGGUUAAAGCCUGGAUAUUUAUAUAGCGAGUAAAUCCAAACAACGGAAGAACAUAGUUCAGAGAACAAUGAGCGACAGUGGAGAGAGUGGGAGCAACACUGUGUGCCUCUCAAAGACACCACAAAAGCUGCUGAAAAUAUUCUAGAGCAAUUUUGAAAGCGGCUUUGGGACAAGCUACCAUUAUAAUUUGUUGUUGUUACCAUUAUAACUUGUUGUUGUUGUUGUUGUUGUUGUUGUUGUUGUUGUUACCAUUAUAACUUGUUAAUUGUCACCAUUAUAACUUGUUGUUGUUACCAUUAGUAACUUGUUGUUUUUACCAUUAUAACUUGAUGUUGUCACCAUUAAUAACUUGUUGUCACCAUUAUAACUUGUUGUUGUUACCAUUAUAUAACUUGUUGUUGUUACCAUUAAUAACUUGAUGUUGUUACCAUUAUAAUUUGUUGUUGUUACCAUUAUAACUUCUUGUUGUUACCAUUAAUAACUUGUUGUUGUUACUAUUAUAAUUUGUUGUUGUUACCAUUAAUAACUUGUUAUUCUUGUAAAUGCUUCUAAUUAGUUACAGCUAUUCCAACAUUUCUACUUUCGAGUAAUUUCAACCGUUACUCGCGAAAAAAACGUAUAGAAGACUCAUUCGGUAAUUAAUAUGACAUGUUUUUCUGAUGAGUUAUUUUAUUUGUAGAUCCAAUUAGGCAAGGAAAAUGCUCGUUUACAAGAGAUGAAAAGAAUAAUGGAAGAAGCACAAUCAAAAGGUUCAACAGAAUUACCCGCUUUGCUUGAAAACAGAGAUUUUAAACGAUUUUUAAAAGAAGCUGAAAAGGUACAUGAUUGUAUUAUACAUGAUGGUCACACCUAAUCUUUCAGGAAGGACAUGGAUUCAUAUAAUCAUGCUUAGAAUAGUAUAACAGCGAU
Molecule: messenger RNA, 16718 nt
Organism: Paramuricea clavata
Lineage: Eukaryota; Metazoa; Cnidaria; Anthozoa; Malacalcyonacea; Plexauridae
Source: the annotation of a GenBank genome assembly